CUUUGAGUGAUCACCAAACAUUUCUAGGCUAAAAUGGUACUAAAGAUAUGAAAACCAUCCAAAACCUGUCAUAAAAAUAGGAGUAUAAAAUUGUACUUUCUACAUGUCAUAAGUUUCCUUGUUACAAUCCACCUACAUGAAUACUUAUAAGAUUGAAAGCAAAGACGAUAAACACAAUUAGAUGAAAUCAAGCAAAUAUUAUUAUAUAUAAUCAAGAUCGACCAAUACAUUUUUUUAUGAAUAAGAUCGACCAAUACAUUGUCUAAGAAACUUCUAGGGUUCACAACCCUAACUAUCGAACUAGUCAUUCUUGGGAACAAAAUGUAAGAAGUACAUAAGUGAAAGACGAGACUACUUGUGCUCUGUAAAAUGGUGCCCCUAAGCGGAAAAUAACAUUGAUGUCGCUAUUAUGUCCUCAAGGUUCUUAUCAAUUCUAGUUCUUGCGAGUUGCUCUAGAGGCAGAGUAAUCCAUGUAAAAGAUAUGUCUUGAAAUGUAGGUUGAGAGGUCUAUUUAUAGCAUUUCCAUAAGGGUUUCUCAUCGAUUUUGUAUGGUGGUAACUCUCCCAAUUGUAUAUCUUCUAAAUUUCUUUAACUCAGGAGGUCGGCUAAAGUUCCACUAAUUUAUCAUUAUAAUUUUGAGUAGAAAUGAGAGAUAUUUGCUCAUAUACUCAUAGUCUUAAAUAUCUUUAUGGUCAAAUAUAUAAUCUAAUAAAUUUAUGAUUUACCAACCAGCCAACUUAUUAGCUAUAGAUCAAUUAGCUCAAACGCCGCUAGUCGAGCUGGUUCGCUAGCAAUAUUGUCGAGUCAAUUCAUUAGCGAAGCCACCAAGAUUGACUAGCUCACGAGUUGAACUUAACAAGCCACCAAGUUUGACUAGUUCACGAGCUGAACAAUGAUAAGGUUAAACUCAACUUAUAUCUACAAACGAAUCUAGUAUCGAACGAGUAUUCUCAAACCAAACGCCUAGCCACUCAUGAACCCGCUCCAGCUCAUUUACAGCCUAGUUGUUGCCACUUUCAUCAUGUGCUGAUCUGAGCAUAAGAAAAAAGUAAUGGGACUAAAUUGGAUAAUCAGUAAAAUACAAACACCUGCUUCUGCUCUUUCACUCUCCUUCUAUCGUCUCUUCUAAAAUGCUUUCCCAUUUGCCCGGCUAUCAGGAAGCAGCUGCUAAUCUCUCUUAAACACGAUGCAGGUCGUCGGCAAUUUCAAUCCAGUGAUGAUAAUCCGAAGCCACGCCGGAAUCCACAUUCCCGGCUCGUCGAUCUUACAUCCACAAUUCCCCGUUUCUCUGUACCGCAGUCUCCAGUUGAGUUCCAAGUCCACGACGAUUGCAUCCAUCGCCGGUCCUCACUAUGCUGUCGCCGCCGACAGAGCUUCGGCCUCAGCCUCCGAGAAUCCGUCUCCAUCGAAGACGGCAACUCGAGGUAAGAAUCACGGAAACAAGCCCAAGUCUAAGUCUUCUCUCUACGCUCGCCCUAGUUUGUUCGAGAUGAAGGACGACAAAGUAGCGAAUCGAGCUAGGGUUUACGAGUUCCUGCGAGGAGUCGGUGUCGUCCCCGACGAGCUCGACGGGCUCGAACUCCCGGUCACUGCCGAUGUCAUGAAGGAGCGCGUGGAUUUCCUCCACCAAUUGGGGCUAACCAUUGAAGACAUCAACAACUACCCGCUCAUGCUUGGCUGCAGCGUUAAGAAGAACAUGAUCCCUGUGCUGGACUAUCUCGGCAAAUUGGGGGUCAGGAAAUCCGCUAUCACAAAUUUCCUGAGAAGGUACCCGCAGGUUCUGCAUUCCAGUGUUGUCGUGGACCUCGCUCCCGUGGUGAAAUACUUGCAAGGUAUGGAUAUCAAGCCGAAUGACGUCCCUAGGGUUCUCGAGAAGUACCCUGAAGUUCUGGGUUUCAAGCUUGAAGGCACGAUGAGCACAUCUGUGGCUUAUCUGGCGGGGAUUGGGGUGGCGAGGAGGGAGAUUGGAGGGGUUUUAACUAGAUACCCUGAGAUUCUAGGGAUGAGAGUUGGCCGAGUCAUCAAGCCUUUCGUCGAGUACCUCGAGAGCUUGGGGAUUCCAAGACUAGCUGUUGCUAGAUUGAUAGAGAAACGACCUCACAUUCUAGGGUUUGGGUUGGCUGACCAGAUUAAGCCAAAUGUGGAAACCCUUUUGGAGUUCAAUGUAAGAAGUGAAUCAGUUGCUUCGGUGGUAGCCCAAUAUCCCGAGAUCAUGGGACUUAACCUAAAGGCCAAGCUCCAUGAACAGCUGACCCUGCUGAGCUCGGUUUCUGGGUUGAAAUCCGAGGAUUUCGGGAGGGUCAUUGAGAGGAUGCCUCAGGUUGCCAGCAUUAGUAGGCAAGCUAUUCUGAAGCAUGUGGAUUUUCUCAAAAAUUGUGGGUUUGAGCAGGAACAAGUGGGGGCAAUGGUUGUGGGUUGUCCUCAGUUGCUUGCUCUCAAUAUUGACAUUAUGAAACUCGGGUUUGAUUUCUUCCAGAAUGAGAUGGGGAGGCCUUUGGAUGAUCUGGUUGCUUUCCCAGCAUUUUUCACCUACGGUCUCGAAUCCACAGUGAAGCCGAGGCAUAAGAGGGUCGCAAGCAAGGGCUUGAAGUGCUCGCUUUCGUGGCUUCUGAAUUGUAGUGAUGAGAAGUUUGAGCAGCGGAUGGAGUAUGAUACUAUUGGGAUGGAAGAGAUGGAAAUGCCGAGUUUUGACAUGAAUAGUUUGAUGGAUGCAAGGAGUGAUGACUCGGGCUCUGAAUUUGAGGACAGUGACGACGAUGCUGAUUAAUGACGAGUGAUCAUGAGUUCGCUUAUAGGUUCGAGGUUUUGAUCCUGAGUUAUUUGUCUGCUGAGUUGCAUUUUCCCUGCCGUAGAAAUGCUUAGUUUAGGGUAAGACUUUGGUAGCUGAAACCAUUACAGAAGACCUUGAAAGCACCAGUCCUAUGCAUUGUUCUUGUAAAAUGGAAUCUGAUUCCCAACUUAAAUAGCAAAGGUCCUCCUAUCCUGGUCCAUUUAGUUUAUUUCAUUGCGGCAAUUGUAUCCGCAG
Molecule: messenger RNA, 3025 nt
Organism: Linum trigynum
Lineage: Eukaryota; Viridiplantae; Streptophyta; Magnoliopsida; Malpighiales; Linaceae
Source: the annotation of a GenBank genome assembly